CAUCACUUUACGUGCUGCCUGGUGGACACAUUUAGUGAAGGUUGAUUCGGUAAAAUGGUCCAGCGACUGACGCUUCGACGACGCUUGUCGUACAACACCAAGUCCAACAAACGCCGUGUUGUUCGUACACCCGGCGGUCGGCUUGUGUACCUGUACGUGAAGAAACAGCGUACCCUACCGAAAUGCGGACAGUGCAAGGAGAAGCUUGCUGGUAUCAAGCCAUCGCGGCCAAGUGAGCGUCCCCGCAUGAGCCGUCGCCUGAAGACCGUGACCCGAACCUUCGGCGGUGUGCUGUGCCACCGUUGCCUCCGUGAGCGCAUCAUUCGCGCAUUCCUUAUCGACGAACAGAAGGUCGUGAAGGUGCUGCGUGCCCAGCAGCAGGCCAAGUCAACCGGUAAGCCGCCCAAGGUUGCCAAGCCGACCACCAAGCCCACUAAAGCUGCCGCCGGCAAGUCGAAGUAGGCUGUGGCAACGAUGAUGCCUGUUUGUAUAAACAUUAAGGAAACACUCUUCAAGCAACAAUAAAAACAGAUCAGUUGGUGCGAAAA
This is a messenger RNA of Anopheles cruzii, 548 nucleotides long. Its product is annotated as 60S ribosomal protein L34. Gene Ontology annotation, molecular function: structural constituent of ribosome. The coding region runs from base 55 to 462 and encodes 135 amino acids. Gene Ontology annotation, biological process: translation. Lineage: Eukaryota; Metazoa; Arthropoda; Insecta; Diptera; Culicidae. The transcript is spliced from 3 exons. The record is from RefSeq and is a predicted model, not a curated record. Gene Ontology annotation, cellular component: ribosome.